This is a messenger RNA of Momordica charantia (bitter melon), 420 nucleotides long. RefSeq names its product two-component response regulator 24-like. Gene Ontology annotation, biological process: phosphorelay signal transduction system. NCBI's taxonomy places the organism in Eukaryota, Viridiplantae, Streptophyta, Magnoliopsida, Cucurbitales, Cucurbitaceae. The record is from RefSeq and is a predicted model, not a curated record.
AUGGAAGAAGGGAGUAGUUGGGGGAGUGGUGAUGAGAAGGAGAAGAAGAAGAAAAUAAUAAGUGCUUUGGUUGUGGAUGAUGAGGCUGUGGUUAGAUACAUUCACAUGUCUCUCCUCAGAAAGUUGAAUGUUGAACAAGUUGAAGCAGCUGAAAGUGGAAAGGCAGCAGUUGAUGCUUUCCAAUGUGGGGCUUCUUUUGAUCUUGUUCUUAUGGACUUGGAAAUGCCUCUCAUGGAUGGGGCUCAGGCAACGAAGGAGCUGAGAAGAAUGGGAGUUGAAAGCAAGAUUGUUGGAGUGACAGCGAAUGGAGCAAUUAGCUGUGAGAAGGCUGCCUUUAUGGAGGCUGGUCUCGACCAUUGCUUGAUGAAGCCAUUGACACUUGAAAAUCUUCACUCUCUCCUCCAACAAUUCAAUACAUAA